Messenger RNA from Trichoderma gamsii, 1383 nucleotides. RefSeq lists its product as hypothetical. The transcript is spliced from 2 exons. Lineage: Eukaryota; Fungi; Ascomycota; Sordariomycetes; Hypocreales; Hypocreaceae. The coding region runs from base 1 to 1383 and encodes 460 amino acids. The record is from RefSeq and is a predicted model, not a curated record. Gene Ontology annotation, molecular function: phosphoprotein phosphatase activity.
AUGCGGUCGCGCUGGGUAUUCACACAGCCUGGCUGCUUCAUCCGCGCUGUGCUAUUCCAUACUCGAAUACAGCAACACUCUACACAACGACUCAGUCCUUCGUCUCGCAAUCUCUCUUCGCGCGCAUCAUCUCGAAAGACAAGGACACCCAAGUCUCAGGCGGCGGCUCCUACGACACUGCUGCAGCCGCCCGUUUUGAUUCCUUCAGCGGCAUAUCUCUACACGCCGCCGAAGCGCGACAAGAUGUUGCCUCAGAGCGUGCAAAUCCCGGGGCUGACCCUGAUUAACAAUCUGUCACCCCAUGCCAUUGCGCCAACAUCAGAAGGCGGCUUCAUCAACGCUGGGUCGGGUCCCAGAUCGCAAGGAGCUGCUGCGACGACGACGACGACGACGACGACGACGACGACGACGACGACAACGCAAAAUCCACCUCUGAGGAAAAAAGAGAACAAAAAGGCAAAGGCGAGAAGGUUGUUGGCUGAAGCAGAAGCACAAGCGCAAGCAAAAGCAAAAGCAGUUGUGAAUCAUAAUGGAUAUGCGCAACCUCCAAACCAGCCCUAUAAUCCCAAUGGCUUCAACCACAACAGCCACAACAACAACAACUUCAACACCAACGCCGCCGCCAUGCGAAUCCCUCCAACUGGCCCUCGCAUCUUCACCAAAGACUCCCCUCGAGACCCCCGCGUCGCCCCAAGCAAAGCCUCCGGCGGUAUCCCAAAUCCCACCCCUCGCUACCUCGCCCAGUCCCUGACGCCCUCAUCCUCCCUCCGCCAACCCCGCCGCAUCUUCGUUAUCAUGGACCUCAACGGCACGCUCCUCUACCGUCCCAACAAGCGCAAUCCCUUCAACUUCAUCCAGCGGCCGCACGCGCGCGAGUUCCUCGACUACUGCAUCGACACCUUCCACGUCGCCAUCUGGUCCUCGGCCCGGCCCGAAAACGUCGACAAGAUGGUCGCGCAGCUGCUCUCCCCCGCCCAGCGCGCAAAGUGCGUCGUCAUCUGGGCCCGCGACAAGCUCGGCCUCUGUCCCGCCGACUACUCCGCCCGCGUCCAGGUCUACAAGCGCCUGACGGCCAUCUGGAACGACCCCCGCGUGCUCGCUUCCCACCCGGCCGCGGCCCACGGCCAGCGCUGGGACCAGACAAACACCGUGCUGGUCGACGACUCAAUCGAAAAGGGCCGCAGCGAGCCGUACAACAUCCUCCAGUUGCCUGAGUUUGAGGGCCUCAAGACCGAGCCGCUAGAUGUCCUUCCGCAGGUCCACGAUUAUCUCAAUACGCUGUGCUACCAGGCCAAUAUAAGCAGCUACAUACGAGACCGUCCUUUUCAAGUCAACCCACACUAUACAUUAACGCCACCACCACAAGACUUCCAUAUGGGAUAG